This is a messenger RNA of Effrenium voratum, 1749 nucleotides long. The record is from the annotation of a GenBank genome assembly. Lineage: Eukaryota; Dinophyceae; Suessiales; Symbiodiniaceae.
AUGAUCGGCGAUGUAACACCGAGUUACAUGUAUUUGCCUCAGGUCCUGCCGCGACUGCGUCAGUUCUUGCCGCAGGCCCGUUUGGUGGUGCUGCUGCGGAACCCCAUCGCCCGGGCUGUGUCGCACCACAACCACGACCUCCACAAGUACCGCCCCGUGGGCGGCCUGGCGGCGCGGCUCCGGCGAGAGGCCCGGCCGCUUUUUGCGGCGCGCCAGUGCCGGAAGCCGCCGCCGCCGCCCUCGCGGCAGGAUGCGCUGCGGCGAGGCCUCUACAGCGAGCAGCUGGCGCGGAUUUUGAAUUACUACCCCGCCGAACAAGUCUUGGUGGUGAUCUCUGAGCGCUUCCGGGCGGAUCCCCGCCGGGAGCUGAGGCGAGUGCUGGAGUUCCUUGGGGAGGAGCUUCCAACUGCGAUGCCGGACGACGCCUUUGAGCCGCAUCACGUGCGGGACGUCUACUGGGCGCCGGUCCCGGCGCAGAAGGGGCGCCUGCGCCGCGCGCUGCGGCGCUUCUACGGGCGCGAGGUACGGCGCCUGCGGCGGAUGCUGGACGACCCGCUGCCGGCACCUCGGCGAGUGGGGGGAGGACUUCGGCUGUGCGCCCCGGCGCCCCGGCGAGAGAGCGUAUUUUCCUUUUUGCCAGGCGACCAAGGACCUGAGGAGCGGAAGUCGCAACCUGUGAGAGUUGACGACCAAAGGGACACCAUGGCCCAGGUGCCCGGUUUGACAUUUGACGCUCUCAAGAGACGCAUCCUGGCGCUGAGAGCUGCCCUUUGGCCAAAAGGCGCCACGAGUGCGCCAGCGGCCGAGCUGCUUGAGGAGCUGCUGCAGGUCUGGAUCUACAACUCCUUCGACCUCUCAGAGGAUGGGAAGGAGGCGGGUGCAAUCUUCCUUUGCGCGGCCAUGCAGUCGCAUUCCUGCGCGCCCAACGCGGCGUGGCACCUGGAUGAGAACAACAGCUUCAUCCUCCAUGCUCGGAGUUUCAUCGAGGAAGGGCAGGAGGUGACCAUCUCCUACCUCAGCCCCGGGGAGCUGUGCCUGCCCAGCUGCGACCGCCAAGAUCUCCUGGAGCUCACCAAGGGGUUCCGUUGCAGCUGCAGCCGGUGCCUGCAGCCGCUGGAUGCCGCCAGGGCCUUUUGCUGUCCGGAGUGUCACCAAGAGGUGUUAGCACCAUCGGAGCCAGGCGAUGCGGACCUGGUUUGCCGGUGCGGCCGUGGCCUGUCGGAGCCCUUGGCGGCGGAGCGGCGGCUGAGGCCCUGGGCGAGGUCGCGCCCGGAGUUCUGCACGCUGGCGAAGGUUCGCGAUGAGGAGGAGGAGGAUGAUUUUGGGAAGGACCGAACCGCCACGUCGUUGCUGGUGGAGGCGGAGAAUGCGGGCCUCGCAGACAGGCACUGGAUCCUGGAUGCCCUGUGCGACGCCGCGGCUGCGGAGGCGCCAGAGAAGGCCAUUGAGCUCUUGCGAAGGCGCUUGGCGUUGCAUCAGGAGGGCCACUGCAUGGCCAAGCGCGGGCGCUUGCACCUGGCGCUGGCUGAGGCUCUCUCUGCUCAAAAUCUGCUUGAGGAGGCCGAGCAGUCGUACGGCGCUGCGGCGGAGCUGUUGGGCCUUCUUUUCGGGGACGACCACCCAGAGCAUCUGGAGGCCGCCAAGAUGCAGGACAUGUGCCGCCGGAAGCUCCGGGCGGAGGCGGGCCGUGUGGUCAAGGCUCAGCUGCCGGAGAGGAAGGAGAAGGGGCCCAAGAAGAAACGGCGCUGA